This is a messenger RNA of Ciona intestinalis (vase tunicate), 2272 nucleotides long. Its product is annotated as transcription initiation factor TFIID subunit 5-like. Gene Ontology annotation, biological process: transcription initiation at RNA polymerase II promoter. The record is from RefSeq and is a predicted model, not a curated record. Gene Ontology annotation, cellular component: transcription factor TFIID complex. Gene Ontology annotation, molecular function: protein binding; RNA polymerase II general transcription initiation factor activity. Lineage: Eukaryota; Metazoa; Chordata; Ascidiacea; Phlebobranchia; Cionidae.
AGAAACAAUAUUAUAUUUAUAAAUAGUUAAAAUGGCGGAGUACCAACCUCCCUUCACAAGUGCUGCAAAAGCUGAGCCCGCCCCGUUUCCUGCUGCUCCCUCUGAUCCCCUUCCCCAAGAUGUUGUCAUGAAAGUGGAAGAGCAACCCCCUGAUCCUCCAGCCGGCGAGGUUGUGGUCCAGGAGGUUCCAGUCGCGGAUGCCGAUCCUCCAAUAAAGCUCGUUUCUGAUGACGAUCAAAAGACGCUCCUUGCUGUUCUUCAGUUUUUGAGAAAAAAUAAUUUGUCUAAAACUGCAUCUGCAUUGGCCAAAGAAACAGAAAGUGCUGGAGUCACAUCUUUGACGUGUGAUAGCAAUGGCAACUCCCAUAUGAGUGUGGCAGAAGUGAGUUCAUUACUUUCUGCAUAUUCUAAUGAAGCAGAUCCAUCAAGUUAUGAUGACAACUAUAGAAUUCUCCAGCAGUUUGUGCAGAGCAGUAUGGAUGCAAAUAAAUGUGAAUUAGAUCAGUUGCUCUACCCUGUAUUUCUACACAUGUAUCUAGAACUUGUGUAUAACAACCACAGAGCUAAGGCUGAAGCUUUUUUCACCAAGUUCAGUGGGGAAUUAGAAAGUUACCAUGAAUCUGAUCUUCAUCAGCUUUCAAACAUAAUAUCCAAGUCACAAAUGGAAGGAAACAGUUUUAUUUUUAACCUAAAGAGCAACAAAUUCGUGAUUCGGAUGUCCCGUGAAUCAAAUUCACUCAUAAAAAAGUUUUUACAAGAUAAGAAUGUUCCUAUUAUCCGAAAUAUAAUUAAAGAUCAAAUAACAAUGGAUGAGUUUGACGGCCUGCCUCGGACCAAGACCCAAAUAUGGGCAAGCGCUGGUGGAUUGUGCGGAGAAGCUAAACAAGAUGAAAACAAAUCAAAGGUUUACUUUGGACUUUUAAAAGAGCCGGACAUUGAUAUUCCUCUUGAUGAUGAGGAUGAGACUGUGGAGGAACCUACGGAGGGUGGAGGGAGCAGCAAGUCAAAGAGGAGGAAGAAGAAGGAGUUUUUAUCAAAGAAGAACAAAACUGAUCCAAAUGCUCCGUCUGUUACAAGAGUACCUUUGCCCGAAAUGAAGGAUGCUGAUAAACUGGAAAAAAUUGCAGCAGCUCGAGAAAGCCUAAAGAGAAUCCGACUGGCAGGGCUGGACAGGGUGUCCCCUUCUGUAUGUUGUUAUACUUUCACUAAUGCAUUUGGAAGUGUAACUGCUGUUGAUAUAUGUGAUGACUCCUCACUGCUUGCUGCUGGUUUUCAAGAUUCCCACAUACGAGUAUGGAGUCUUACACCACGGACAUUACGAUCCGUUAAAUCUGCUGCUGAACUUGGUUUACUCGAUAAAGAAGGUGACGAUAUAUUCGACAGAAUGAUGGAUGAUUGUACUGGUGUAGAAUCCAAACCUUUAUACGGCCACAGUGGAACUGUAUACUCGUUAAGUUUCAGCCCAUGUCGGACAUUGCUUAUUUCAUCAUCUGAAGAUGGAAGUGUCAGAUUAUGGAGUCUGUUGACAUGGACAAAUCUAAUGGUAUACAAAGGACAUAUUUGGCCAGUAUGGGGAGUUAAGUUCAGUCCCCAUGGUCACUACUUCGCAUCCUGUGGGCAAGAUAGAGUGGCACGAAUAUGGGUGACUGACCAUCAUCAACCAUUGAGAAUAUUUGCAGGACAUUUGUCAGAUGUGGAUUGCGUGGCUUACCAUCAUAAUUCAAACUACAUUGCUACUGGUUCAAGUGACCGUAGUGUAAGAGUAUGGGAUGUGCUGAAUGGAAAUUGUGUUCGUGUGUUCACUGGACACAAGAAACCUGUCAUGUGUCUGGCUUGGUCACCUGAUGGAAGAUACUUAGCUUCAGGUGGCCAGGACAACAUGGUUCUUGUGUGGGACAUCUCAAGUAAAGUUAUGAUAGGUCAAUUCAAAGGCCACACAGCUACUGUGCACACGUUAGCAUUCAGCAGAGAUGGUGAAGUCUUAGCAUCAGGUGGUCUUGACAAUUGCGUAAAAAUCUGGGACUUCCAACAAGUAGUUUGGGACAUUGACACAGAUGAUAUUGGCAUGCAAAGAGGGCAUGCCACGAUAUCUGACAAGAACUAUCUUCUUUCUGACUACCCAACAAAAUCAACGCCAAUAUUACAUUUCCAUUUUACGCGACGAAAUUUGUUACUAGCUGUUGGGGUUUUCUCAAACAGCUGACAGUAAUAUUGCUUUAAUUGUGUUAAAAUUUUAUAAAAAGGAAAUAAAACGUAUUACUGCGUACCCUUA